AUGAAAAGCGAAGAACGGUUCCUCAACCAUAGUUUAAAACAACUGAGAAUCCGUCAAUUCUGGACACAGAAGGGCCAUUCUGUAUCUUUCGCUUUUUAUUUUCGGUAUUUUCUGACGGUCAUCAUCUGCUCCCCUUUUUGGAUAGGACUUCUGGUUCACUUCAUUAUCGUUAUAAGAGAUGACCUAGAGGUGAAUUUAAGUGGAGACGUUUCGGUCUUAACGUCGAUAGUGGGUUUACAUUUCAUGUCAUUCUCAAUUGUCUGGAAACACAAAAAAAUCGCCGACCUCUUCAACGCCCUAACGGCUCCCACAGAAUUUGGAAAACCGGACAAUUUUGAGCAAACCAUUCGCAAACUCAACUUGUACUCGAAAUCGUACGCGUCUUAUUGCAUAUCAGGUAUGUUCGUAUAUGCAUUCAUAAAGCAUCAAGAGAUUCCACAAUGUCUUCGAAACAACGAAGAAAAAGGUUUGCAAGAAGUUUGUGGUGCGAUGACACCUACUUGGACUCCGUUUGACAUAAAUUUCAACCGUUUUCCAAACAGACAAUUUCUGCUCAUCGUACAACUGAUCAGCGUGUUUGUAAUUAUUUGUGGAGGAGCUGCCGUUUCCUUCACGACUUUUGAAAUCGCAACAGUUAUAGUUUUGAAAAUGAAGCAUCUCCGCACAUUAUUGAAGCACGCUUUUGAUGAUCCGAAGAACGUAGUUUGGUGGAAAAACAUCGACUGUUGUAUAAAGUACCACAGACACAUCAUCAAGCUGCAGGAAUUGUUCGACAUGCAAUACAAAUACCCCAAUGGAAGUUAUGUGCUGAUAGUGGGUGUCGUGAUCGCCGGUCUAGCCAACCAAUAUAUGAAAGAAAAAAAUUUUGGUGCGAUCAUUCAUCUAGGCGGUUGGGUUUUUAGUUUCUAUAUUUGCUGUCGGGCAGGACAAAUCUUACUCACAGAAAGUAUGAUGAUACCGAACGCAAUUUAUAAUUCCAAGUGGUAUAAGCUCCCGGUAGAUUUGCAGAAGAUUGUUUUGAUGAUAAUCACGCGGUCGCAACAACCCAUGGAACUGCAUGCAGCACCCAUUGGGGUCAUGUCGCACGAACUUUUCAUUACCUCGGCGACGCCUUUUUUCUACUGUCGCCACAUCUUGCUGAUACUCAAUUGCACCCAAGCAUGGAUCGGAGUUAUUCUGCACAUCAUUGUAGUCACGAAAGGUACGACUUCCCAUAAGUCACAAAUCCAAAAAUAA
Zophobas morio is the source of this 1236-nucleotide messenger RNA. RefSeq lists its product as uncharacterized. The record is from RefSeq and is a predicted model, not a curated record. Gene Ontology annotation, cellular component: plasma membrane. Gene Ontology annotation, molecular function: odorant binding; olfactory receptor activity. Lineage: Eukaryota; Metazoa; Arthropoda; Insecta; Coleoptera; Tenebrionidae. The transcript has 6 exons. Gene Ontology annotation, biological process: detection of chemical stimulus involved in sensory perception of smell; sensory perception of smell. Bases 1 to 1236 code for a protein of 411 amino acids.